AUGGUGGAAGAAUCGCAUGAUGGAACCAUUCAAGUAUUAAAGGAUAGGAAAGAAUGGAAUGUUGAAGAUAAACUUGCAAUUCAGAACAAUGCUAAAGCAAAAAAGAUCUUGAUUUGUGGAAUAGGUCCAGAUGAAUACAAUCGAAUAUCAUCAUGUCAAGAUGCAAAAGCAAUAUGGAAAACUUUGCAAACUGCGCAUGAAGGAACAACUCAGGUAAGGAAGUCUAAAAUAGUUUACUUGAACAGACAAUACGAACUGUUUCGAAUGGCAGAAGGUGAAACAAUCCAAGAGAUCCACAACAGGUUCACUGCUAUCAUUAAUGAAAUCUACUCACUAGGUGAAAUAAUUUUCAAUGGGAAGACAGUCAGAAAACUUUUGAGUGUUCUUCCAGAAACAUGGAAAAGCAAAGUAGAAGCCAUUACUGAAGCACGUGAUCUAGAUUAA
Solanum pennellii is the source of this 444-nucleotide messenger RNA. RefSeq lists its product as uncharacterized. The transcript has a single exon. Lineage: Eukaryota; Viridiplantae; Streptophyta; Magnoliopsida; Solanales; Solanaceae. The record is from RefSeq and is a predicted model, not a curated record. Bases 1 to 444 code for a protein of 147 amino acids.